AUGUCUACUUCCCACUCUACCGGCUUCCCUAUCACCACUUAUUCCGUACCCGGCAAAGCCAACAUGCUAGCCAAUGAACAAGUGUCCUUUGCCCGAGGGCAACAACACAACCAAGCUGACGUCUCUGACGCUAUAGAGCUAAUACUCACUACAUUCAUAGGAAAACGAGCAUUUGCAGCUCUGCAGUCAGGACUCGAGUAUUUGUCGGGUACUCCGGAUGGAAAAAUUAGUUUUGUAAUCUUUGGAACAACACUUGAGGAUGAACUCCUUGAAUGGGCAGACGGACACGGCAAAGGCAUAUUUGGAAUUAGGCGGGAGGACCUUGCUAACAGAGACGUGCAUGCGGAUAGAACCAGUGUUACCCCGGAGCGCACCUACCACAUCGUCACCCAACAUCCUCCGCCCACCCAGUCGGUGGAAAAAUAUAUUCCAACCAUCCCAACCAGCCUGAUCUUGCAAGAGUCGAGCCCCUCCAGUCCCUGUCCCAUUGGGUCAAACCCAAAACCACUGUCUCCCCCGUCAUCUCCACCUCGACCAGUACCAAACACCCAAACCUGUCAUCUGACGAACCGGCGAGGAGCCCGACGCGGCCAACAAGAAGUGAUACUCCAGAUCCCCGCCGCCAGAACUCCAUCGGAACGGCAAUCUCGUAUGUCAAAGGGUCAGAAAGGCAGUCCGCCUGGCGCAACGCGCAGGCCUGAGACUGGUUCUCCCUCCAACCCAAUCAAUGUAGAUGAUGAUGCAGCCAUGAUCGAUCAGUUGUACGCAGGAACGUACACCUUAGGAGAUGAUGAUCCAACCACUCCCCAAUCCGACACCUCAUCCAACACCCGACGAAAAUACCACAAAGGUGUUCGUAACAACGCUCCAUACUGCCAAUACUGCGGUUGGAGCGAUCAUCGCACAUACUAUUGCGAAGCCUACUAUUGCCCCGACUGUGACCGUCGUGCACCGGGACAUAGUUUUAAUUGGUGUCCCAUCCGCAGGGAAGACGAGGAUAGGAUUCUGAUGGAAAGAUUACAUGGAGAUGUCAGCUACGACAACAGUUACAAUAUUGAUGGCGAAGGUACUGAAUUUUGGUGA
This is a messenger RNA of Serpula lacrymans var. lacrymans S7.9, 1083 nucleotides long. RefSeq lists its product as uncharacterized. The transcript has 3 exons. NCBI's taxonomy places the organism in Eukaryota, Fungi, Basidiomycota, Agaricomycetes, Boletales, Serpulaceae. The coding region runs from base 1 to 1083 and encodes 360 amino acids. The record is from RefSeq and is a predicted model, not a curated record.